Pochonia chlamydosporia 170 is the source of this 1533-nucleotide messenger RNA. RefSeq names its product ankyrin repeat-containing protein. The record is from RefSeq and is a predicted model, not a curated record. The transcript has a single exon. NCBI's taxonomy places the organism in Eukaryota, Fungi, Ascomycota, Sordariomycetes, Hypocreales, Clavicipitaceae. Bases 1 to 1533 code for a protein of 510 amino acids.
AUGCGCCUCCUCGACGUUGGUAGCCUCCAAAUCCAUCAAUUCCAGGCAAAUCCGCCCCCAUACGCCAUACUCUCACACGUCUGGAGCUCCGAUGAAGUCACUUUCCAAGACCUCAGCCAGGCAGGCUGCACUCAAAAGAAUGGCUUCAAAAAGAUAUCCAGCUUCUGCUGGACCUUGACGCAAAACUUACCUCGUGUAACGUACGCAUGGGUUGAUACAUGUUGCAUCGACAAAACUAGCAGUUCUGAAUUAUCAGAAGCCAUAAACUCCAUGUGCGCGUGGUAUCGCGGCGCCGUUACCUGUUACGCCCAUCUCGCUGACGUGAAACUCAACAACAGACAAAGCUUAGGGAGUGACUUUGAAAAGUCCACCUGGUUCACGCGCGGCUGGACGCUUCAGGAACUCCUGGCUCCCGUGGAAGUUGAGUUUUACGACAAGAACUGGAAGUUUAUUGGUACAAGAUUGACUCUGGCCAAGCGAAUUGCAAGCAUAACUGGAAUUGAUGAAGACGUCCUCGUCACAGGCAACUGGACCAACUUAUCCGCGGCACAUAAAAUGUCAUGGGCUGCAAAGCGUCGGACCACUCGACCAGAGGACAUGGCCUACUGUUUGUUGGGCAUCUUCGACGUUAACAUGCCAAUGCUAUAUGGCGAAGGCGAGCGAGCCUUCACUCGGCUGCAGGAAGAAAUUCUCCGAGAGUACGAUGAUCUCUCGCUGCUGGCGUGGGACGCAUCAGACGUGCCUGCAUCUGAGGACAUUGUAGGCGUACUUGCCUCUCAUCCACGGUUCUUCCAGUCCUGUGCGGGUAUCACGUCUUAUCCGAGUGAGGGCAAGCCAUUUGCAAUCACGAAUAGGGGAUUACAAGUGAGCCUUCCAAUUUUUGAAGGACCUCUGCUGGGGGCAGCUUUACCAUGCGCGCCGAAAGGAAAUUUUGCGUCAUCUAUCAUGAUAUGUGUGGUGAGGGAUGCCGUGGUCCCAAAUAAGUACAGUCGGCAUCGGUCUGUGACUUGGGAAUUUCUUAUGGCCGAACCUGAAGGUCUCAGAAAAGUAGAGCGGGAUAUACUACUCGUGAAGAGAAGCAUUUUUGGAAUACAACAAUUCGCCAGGUGUUGGGUACGGUACUCCGGGCCGCUGCGACUUCUUGCAGUGUAUUCAGUUGAAAAAUGGCAAUUCAACGGUGCUGGCAAUUGGACAAUGAUUAUUCCAAAACCAUCGACAGGCCAUCCGGUAGUGUCCGUAUUUGCAUUCCAGCAAGUGGUGCAUAAAAGGCACUUGGCUGCCAUUAUAUGGGUUGAUGCGAGAACCGGCUUGCCAAAGAUUAAUGUUGUUGGCAUAUCCGAUGUGCGCUCUGAUGUGCCCUUUAAUGAUGUACAGGUCCAAGACCAGUUGAAGAAGCUGGCGGCUGUGCAAACUGAUUAUUUAGACAAGUCUACCAAUGACUUUAGGUUGCAGGGGAUGCGUGUCCGGGCUCAAUUAUCUCGUGAGAUUAUUCGAGGCAGUUGGACUACCAUGGUCAAUUUGAUCUGCUCGUGA